CCCACCCGCCCCCUCCGCCCUCCUCGCCUUCCUCACCGCCUACCGCGCCACCGGCCGCACCCGCGCCCUCUUCCUCCUCCGGCGCAAAGCCUACCGGCACUCCUACCGCUCCGCGUCCCUGUGGGCCACAGCCGAGAUGCUCUUCCACCGCGCGCGCACCGAGCCUGCGCUCGUCCUCGCCGUCUUCGCGCAGCACUUCCACCCCAUUGGCGUACCGCGCGCGUCCGUCCGCCGUCUCCUUCGCCGCAGCGCCAGGGAGAGGGACGGGGAGAGGGCCGGGAAGAGGGCGGGUGGGCGCCGCCUGGUGUCCCCGCAGUAUCCCAUGAAGGAGAAGCUAUGGCCGACGCCGGUCCAUACUGCGCUUGUGUGGGAGGCCGUUGUGUGGAUGACGCCCGACGCGGGGCACGACCGGCUCUAUGCGCACCUCCUGCGUGUCGCGCGCGCGAGCAGGGACCAGGCCCCCGUGAGCGAGGACCCCUCAUUCUCCCCGUCCUCCCCGUCCCCCCACGCGAACCCCUCUCCCUCCCCGUCCCCACCACACACCCGCACACCCUCCCUCUUCCUCCCCCCUUCCCCCGCCCUCACCGCCGCGCACUUCUCCCCCUUCAUCAAGGCCCACGCAAAACGCCGCCGCCCCGCGCGCGCCGCCGCCGUCCUGCGCGACAUGCUCGCGCUGGGCGUCGCGCCCGGGGUGCGGCAGUGGAGCAUGGUCGCGCGCGGGUAUGCGGAGUAUGGGGAGGCGGGGGUGGCGAUGGGGGUGGUGGGGGCGUUGGAGGGGGGCGUGGGUGGGGUUGGUGGGGAGGGGGUGGGUGAAGGUGUGGUGGGGAGCGAGGUGGGGGAAGGUGCGAGCGCGACGCCGCCCGUCCGUGCAAACCUCGCGCUGUACACGAACGUCCUGCGCGGGUUCGUCUUCGCGAAGCGCCUCGAGUGCGCGCGCGAGGUCGCGCGGCGGAUUAGGGAGCGGUAUGGGGGCGUUUUGGGGGACGUCGAGGGGCGUGGCAGUUUGGUGGACGUCGAGGAUCUGGUGGAUGGGAAAGAGAUGCGUGGUGGGGAUUUGGUGGAUGGGGAGGAGCGUGGUGGGGAUUCGAUGGAUGGGAAUGGGACGCGUGGUGACCUGGCGCGCGAGGAGGGGUUCGAUCCGCGCGCGACGAACGAGGCGCUGCGCCUCCUGCGGGUGCUGGAGCGCCAGCAGUCGCUGUAGCUUGGACGUCGGCGGUUACUUUAACUCGAGCGCCACCACCCACUUUAGCUCGCUAGGUUACCCGUGCGUGCUCUUUUCGGUGGAUUUAUCAGGACGCGUGGGCUGAUGCGUUUCUUAAAUUCUUCUAGCUCUCGUCGGCGUGUAUCAGACGCGUGCGCUGGACACGCUUUCGCGCCCACUCCUCACGCACACGCCCUGCGCAGAUGUACAUACACACACACCCCAAGCACAUGCACGCCGCCCCUAGCACACGCACGCCACCUAAACAUUAAACCCCGGCCUCCCGCGAAGCGCCGUUCCGUCUCGCACUCCCUAUACCUUACUUGGCUCGGAACCCCCGCUUGGAACUACAUACCUUACCUG
This is a messenger RNA of Leucogyrophana mollusca, 1564 nucleotides long. The record is from the annotation of a GenBank genome assembly. Lineage: Eukaryota; Fungi; Basidiomycota; Agaricomycetes; Boletales.